AUGGCCGUGGCCGGGGACUUUACUUUUAUGGUGGACUGUAUCAGUGGCAACAAUGAGAUGCUCGGUUGGUCAUGUGGUCGAUCAAAUGUUUACAUUGAUCCUCUUCUCAUGCAAGAAAGAUUCAGUGUUGAGCUGAAUCGAUCACGAAGAAAUAAAAACUUUUGCUAUGAAGAGCUGGGCGAGCUCCAGUACCUGCACCACGUCAUCCGGGAGGCGUUCCGGCGGCACGAGCUGGAGCGGUUCAAGGACGACGCCGCCAUGGCGGCGGUGGACUUGAGGGGCGCCGACUUCGAGCUCGUGCCGUUCGGCGCCGGCCGGAGGAUGUGUCCCGGCAUGCCGUUCGGGCUCCUGGCCGGUCUCCUGCUCCACUUCGACUGGGAGGUGCCCGGCCUGGCCGACCCGGCGCAGCUGGACAUGGCCGAGGAGUUCGGCAUCACCGCGCGCCGCAAGAACGACCUCCUGCUAUGCCCCAUCCUCCGCGUAUCCGUGCCCGGCAUCUAG
Molecule: messenger RNA, 501 nt
Organism: Setaria italica (foxtail millet)
Lineage: Eukaryota; Viridiplantae; Streptophyta; Magnoliopsida; Poales; Poaceae
Product: cytochrome P450 71D10
Exons: 2
Coding region: 1-501 (166 amino acids)
Molecular function (GO): oxidoreductase activity, acting on paired donors, with incorporation or reduction of molecular oxygen; iron ion binding; monooxygenase activity
Source: RefSeq, a predicted model, not a curated record